AUGAAAGAAAUCUUUAAUUUAAAAACCAGAGCAGGCCCAAUUUUGGCUAAAAGAAUAAAUAAAUAUAGCGAAGCCCAUUGGAGAGUGGCAAUGGCCAUGGGUGGCGCGAUGGACGCCUGCGGGCGGUGCAUGAAGGUCUCUCUGGUCGUCGUUAACAUGUUGACAUUUGUGCUCGCGCUUAUUUUUUCAUGUGGAUUAUUCGUGAAAAUAGAG
This is a messenger RNA of Brenthis ino (lesser marbled fritillary), 213 nucleotides long. NCBI's taxonomy places the organism in Eukaryota, Metazoa, Arthropoda, Insecta, Lepidoptera, Nymphalidae. The record is from the annotation of a GenBank genome assembly.